Trypanosoma grayi is the source of this 2376-nucleotide messenger RNA. RefSeq names its product putative peptidase M8. Gene Ontology annotation, cellular component: cytoplasm; membrane. Gene Ontology annotation, biological process: cell adhesion; proteolysis. The record is from RefSeq and is a predicted model, not a curated record. Gene Ontology annotation, molecular function: metalloendopeptidase activity. The transcript has a single exon. Lineage: Eukaryota; Euglenozoa; Kinetoplastea; Trypanosomatida; Trypanosomatidae. The coding region runs from base 1 to 2376 and encodes 791 amino acids.
AUGCUCGCCAACAACAACGCUCAACGAAUGCGGUGCCUGCUGGGCGUCACGCUGCUGCUCCUUGUGCACUGCGCCGGCAGCACUCUCGCAGUGUCGGAGCACCACCGCUGCAUCUACGACUACGUAUCUAAUAAACUGCCUGGUGUUCAGACAGUGACACCUAUUUACAGCACUCCGAUGCAAACUGCGUUGCCUUUGUCAACUGAUCAGGGCGCGAAAACGUUUCGGCCUCCUGAUUCUGUCAUGAGGAAUAGAUUCCCGUUACCUUCCGGGGAUUUUAAGCCUCUCCGCGUCAAGGUGUUUGUGGUGGCCACGAAGGGCUCUCGGACCUGUGCGAGCGCCUCGGGUGAGAUCACCACCACGUUAGGCACCAAGGUGAGCUGCACGGAGGAUGACGUUCUGACGGCGGAGAAGAAGAAGAUUCUGGUACAGACGAUCCUCCCCGAGGCUGUGAAGCUGCACACUGAGCGGCUGUACGUGAGGCCGACUACUUUUCGCGUUGCUGCCCCGAACUUCAGUGACACGAAUGCCUGCGGUGAGUUGGACAUCCCUGAAGAGCACCACACUGAGGGUGUUGACGACGUCGACAUGGUGCUGUACGCCACUGCUGCGCCGACCGCUGAUGGCGCCUUUGCGUGGGCGGCGACGUGCGCGGUGCACCCCAAUGGGCGGCCGCUGAUUGGCGUGAUCAACUACAGCCCGCGCCACAUCGCACGCACGUCGCAGGCCGUCCGCGUCGCCGCACAUGAGAUUGCGCACACCCUUGGGUUCAACGUGAAGACCAUGGAAAAGUACAAAAGGACUGGAGCUGGGAUAUCGCCCAAGGGCCUCCAAGGAAGGAAGACUCCCGUCUUUGACGCAGCAAAUACGAAGAUAGUGACAGAGUACUUUUACAACUGUUCAAACAAGAACAAAAUGCCACUCGAGAACGAGGCACCGUGGAUGGCGGCAGCUGAGGGGGAAGCCAUGACACCUCCGGUGCGUGUCUCCCCUCCCGGUGUUCAGGCUGCAAGUGUGGCGGGAAUACAGGCGGAAAGCGCUGAUGUUUUGAAUAGCGAAGUCCCUGAUCUAGAGCCUGUUGUCGAGCAGAGAAGGAUUACAGUCAUCGACAUGCCACCACCGCCGCCGCUACAGGUGGAGGUGUCUUCCCACUGGAAGCGCCUCGUUGCGAAGGACGAGUUGAUGACCGGCCUUGUCGGUGCGGGGCGCUACACACUGUUGACACUUGCAGCCUUCGCCGACCUGCAGUUUUACAUGGUGGACUGGACAAAGGCGGAGCCGAUGAACUGGGGGAGAAAUGCUGGAUGCGAUUUUCUGACCAAUGAAAAGAAGUGCGUUGAGAGUGGCGUCUCUAAACACCCUGGCAUGUUCUGCACGGGUUCCACCGAUGAAAAGAAGUUACGGUGCACGUCUGACCGUCAGGCGUUGGGGACGUGUGUUACUAAAGAGUACGAAAACCUUCCUGAGAGAUACCAGUACUUCGAAACCAAGGGUGGCAAGAUGCGUGGUGGCAGGCGGGAGGACAUGAUGGACUACUGCCCCAUUGUUGUGGCGGGCAAAGGCUUCAGCUGCAUUGAUGGCGACCGAAGCGUCAUGCCGGGGAGUCUGGUCGGCGCGAACUCGCGGUGCGUGGAGGGGAAAAAUCUGACGGUGUUGGGCAACGAGGUUGGUGACGUGUGCGUGCACGUGGCGUGCUUUUACGGCUCGGUGUACGUGCAGUACGCUGGUGCCCCCACGUAUUACUUCUGCCCGGAGGGGAGGUCUCUGAGGGCCCAUGGCGACUUCGACGGGUACGGCAACAUCACUUGCCCGCGGUACGAGGACGUGUGCACCACCAUGCUGCCGGAGGAAGAGACCACCACGACCAGCGAUGUCCCCAGCCUGUCACAGUUCGUUUCAGAGAUGUCGAAUGUGCUGAUCAACAUGGCUGUCGAGCGGUACAUCGCAGACCCAAUGCCUGCAAAACAGCAGGAGAAUCAAGCCAAGGGCACAAAGAACGUACAAGUUACAGAUGUCACAGCCGCUAAACCCGAUGUAACCAAUGACAUCGAACAACAGUUGGCUACGGCGACCUCCGAUGCGUCUGAGAGUCAAGCUGCCACUAAGGCCCCACAGGGCGGCAGUACAGUUGCUUCUGGUGCUGGCGAUAGCCAGACCAGCACGUCUACAGCCACAAAUACCCCUAAAAACUCGGAGGCACCUAACAACACAGCCGAGGGCUCUCAGACAACUGCUGAGAGUAAUCGCCAGAAGAUUGUGUCAGCACAGGGCAAGAACCUUGAUCUCAAGCUGAAUGCUGAUGGUGGUGCUGCUGCUUCCGCUUUGAUGCCGCUUGUGUUGGCCGUCGUGGGCGCCUCUGCGAUCAUGGCGCACUGA